AUGGUAUCGACGUGGAUUCUUUUCGCCUUGGCCGCCGUUGCAGCGGCCCAAGACUGCCAGGACUAUGUGUCGUACACCGGCCAAGCGCAUGCUCCCUUCUCUUCUGGCAAAUACAACUUCUCGUCAAUGCGUCCGCCUGAAGAAUGCAGGUCGUUCAGCUCAUCCGAGGUCGAAGGUGUUAUUACCGACAUGCAACAGAAGAUAGCCGACCCAGACCUCUACCAGCUUUUCCAGAAUGCAUGGCCUAACACGUUGGAUACGACGGUGAGAUGGGUUGGCAAUUCCAGUGACGAUACGUCAGAGGAAUUGAGUUUCAUAAUAACAGGUGAUAUCGAUGCAAUGUGGUUGCGAGACUCGGCAAAUCAGUUGAAAUCCUAUCUUCCGGUUUUGUCUGCCAACAAUACUAUCGGCUCUCUAUACCGUGGAGCGAUCAAUUUGCAAGCACGAUAUCUCAAUGAGAGCUUCUUUUGUCAAGCUUUUCAACCACCAGCGGAGUCUCAGAUCUCAGCUACCGCCAACGGAGCCGUUGACAAUGACAAUGUGACACCAUCAUACAACAACAAUACCGUAUUCGAGUGCAAAUGGGAGUUAGAUUCUGUCGCUUCCUUCUUGGACCUGUCAGCCAGUUAUUAUCGGGUGACAAAUGACUCCUCGUUCUUCAGCAACUAUCAAUGGACGCAGACUGUGCAGUCUAUAUUGAACCAAUCCUACUAUCUACAAAAUAGCACGUACUCGGCCGAUGGGAGUGUGACAACUACGCCCUAUACAUUUACGCGACUAUCAAGCGAUAGUGAAGGCACCCAGGACAACAGUGGCUCGGGUAACGCAUUCGAGAAUACUGGCCUCAUCCGCUCCUGGUUCCGGCCAUCUGAUGACGCCACCAUUUAUCAGGGCUUCAUUCCGGCCAAUAUGAUGUUUUCGAGUGCCCUGUCAUCUAGUGUGUCAAUUGCUAACGCGAUCGGUGAAUCUGAUCUCGCCGAUCAAAUGUCAACUUUGGCCAAAACUGUUUCAAAGGCUAUCCAGAAAUGGGGAGUUAAGAAAGUGACAACAGUGGAUGGCCAGACGACUUCUGUCUAUGCCUUUGAAGUGGACGGAUACGGUAGUCAGAACAUCAUGGAUGAUGCCAACCUCCCAAGCCUACUCGGUGCCCCUGUCUAUGGCUACGUAGGGACAAAUGACACCACCUUUCAGGCAACUCGAAAGCUUCUUCUUAGUAGCAAAAAUCCAUACUAUGGCAACGGUUCCGUCAUUGCCGGCAUUGGAAGUCCGCAUACAGGUUUCGGUCGCGUGUGGCCGAUGAGCUUGAUCGUACGCAUUAUGACGAGUGACGAUGACGAGGAAAUAAUCAGUACGCUGGAGCUAUUGCUCGGUAGCACUGGAGGAACUGGGCUUAUACACGAGAGCGUCAACGUAAACGAUGGCGGCGAUUUUUCUAGACAAUGGUUUGCUUGGGCCAACGGCCUCUUCGGUCAAAUGAUUCUUGAACUCUACCAAAGGAAGCCGCAUAUCCUUCAACACAGCUUCCAGUAG
Talaromyces rugulosus is the source of this 1530-nucleotide messenger RNA. RefSeq lists its product as uncharacterized. NCBI's taxonomy places the organism in Eukaryota, Fungi, Ascomycota, Eurotiomycetes, Eurotiales, Trichocomaceae. Bases 1 to 1530 code for a protein of 509 amino acids. Gene Ontology annotation, biological process: carbohydrate metabolic process. The transcript has 4 exons. The record is from RefSeq and is a predicted model, not a curated record.